AUGGAGAAGAUGAGAAGAAGCAGUCCAGCAGCUUCUCUAUUCAUAUUCACACUCAUCAUUGCGCUGAUCUCCCGCAAUCUUGUAAUCCCUGUGAUCUCCUCUACCAAUAUUGAAGAUCCACAUGCAGGAUCUCCUCCCUCAGUACCAUCGUAUUCUAGUCCUCCACCUCCUGGCUGCUCUGGUGGUGGCUAUAAUCCAACUCCACCAAUGCCCUCCGGCGGGAACGGCGGAUCACUACCACAUCGUCCGUCUCCGACGCCAUCGAACCCUCCGUCUAGCUCGCCAUCUUCAUAUGGAGAUGGCAGGCCACAGGCCACCCCAACCGACCCAGGCACCCCUACUGUCCCUUCAUUGCCCUCUUGCCUUCCUUUUCCAUCUCCGUUCAUUGGUACUUGCAGGUAUAAUUUCAAUGCCCUUGCCUCUUUAUUUUUCUCUUCUCCAACCGUUCUUGUACAUCUAUCACCAAGCAGUAAUGUAAAAUGA
Neltuma alba is the source of this 483-nucleotide messenger RNA. RefSeq names its product wiskott-Aldrich syndrome protein homolog 1-like. Lineage: Eukaryota; Viridiplantae; Streptophyta; Magnoliopsida; Fabales; Fabaceae. The transcript has 2 exons. The coding region runs from base 1 to 483 and encodes 160 amino acids. The record is from RefSeq and is a predicted model, not a curated record.